GAGACUUGUGUGGAAGCAUCACUGCCAGCAACUGCAAACUUAAACAGCAGAGAGUAUGGCUUCCUUUGGCUGGAAGAGAAAGAUUGGUGAGAAGGUAUCGAAGGAGACCUCACAGAACUUUGAAAAGGAGUCAGCUGAAGAAGACCGUAUCAUCGAGAAUGAUGACGUGGACUGGCUCCACUAUGUGAAACGUAAGAAAGGAAUUCUCCUGGAGGAUAAUAUCACAAAAAGUAAACACCUGAAAGAUGAAGGAGCCUUAUUGGCACUGAAUGGCAGGUACUGGGAGGCUGUAAAGAAAUGGGAUGAAGGGAUACAGUUAACACCAGAGGAUGCCACAUUAUAUGAGAUGAAAUCACAGUCUCUUCUGUGUCUUCAUGAAAUCUUCCCAGCGGUGCAAUCUGCUGAGACAGCAGUGAAGAGGAACCCGCACUUUGUGGAAGCCUGGCAGACUCUGGGCCGAGCACAGCUGGAACUGGGGGAAAUAGUCAUGGCCAUACGGAGCUUCCAGGUUGCUGUUCACCUUUGUCCCUCAAACACAGAAUUAUGGGAAGAAGAUCUGAAUUGGGCCCGGCAGCUUCUACAGCAGAAGAGAGAGGUAAAAGGAGAGGACCUACACAGUAAUGGAAGAGAUUCCUGCAUUGAAUCGAUCCCUGACUAUGACUUUGAAAGCGACGAAGUGGUGGCAGUCUGUGAUGCCAUUUCGCAGAGGCAGAAAAAGGCCAGCAAAAAUACGACAGUGGUUGUCUCUUCUUCAGAAGAAGAGCCGUGUCAGGAGUCUGCAAAUGACAACACAACGUCUUCUAAAGAUCCUACAUCUUAUAUCAAGGCACGAUAAGAUUAUUAUAUGUUGGGCUUUUUUUUAUUGACAUGAAUAAUGGUGUGCAGUAACCCAUAGCAACCGAUUAGAAACCAGCUUUCA
Molecule: messenger RNA, 919 nt
Organism: Nanorana parkeri
Lineage: Eukaryota; Metazoa; Chordata; Amphibia; Anura; Dicroglossidae
Gene: TTC33
Product: tetratricopeptide repeat domain 33
Exons: 5
Coding region: 56-835 (259 amino acids)
Molecular function (GO): protein binding
Source: RefSeq, a predicted model, not a curated record